Messenger RNA from Salvelinus namaycush (lake trout), 783 nucleotides. RefSeq names its product calcium-activated potassium channel subunit beta-3. Gene Ontology annotation, molecular function: potassium channel regulator activity; calcium-activated potassium channel activity. Bases 1 to 783 code for a protein of 260 amino acids. The transcript is spliced from 4 exons. Gene Ontology annotation, biological process: detection of calcium ion; potassium ion transport. Lineage: Eukaryota; Metazoa; Chordata; Actinopteri; Salmoniformes; Salmonidae. The record is from RefSeq and is a predicted model, not a curated record. Gene Ontology annotation, cellular component: voltage-gated potassium channel complex; membrane.
AUGAAUGGGGAGAUCCUCCACCCGUUGGCGGCGAGGGAGCAGGUGUGGCGGAGAGGAGGGUACGGGCGCGGAGGGGAGAGGGCCAAGGCCCAGGUGACGGCCUCCAGUGUGGGGGAGGACAGAGCCAUGCUCCUGGGCUUCAGCAUGAUGGCCUUCUCUGUGCUCAUGUACUUUCUGAUCGGGAUCACUCUGGUUAAACCCCACCUAAACAGUGACUGGCAUGAGGAGGCCAGCUGCUUGCUGGUCCAGGUUGAUGUUCUGGAUGAGUGGGCCGACUGCAGAGGGGUCAGCACUGCCCCAUGCCUGAGGGUUCUGGUCAACCUCAGUACCUCUGGACAGAAGGCUCGCCUACACUACGAUGAAGAGUCUGUACUCCUCAACCAUGAGUGUUUCUACAUACCCAAAUGUCAAGUAGACAGGAAAGUCCUUGUGGACGAAGUGCAGAAAAUCCAAAACACUUUGGAGGAGACACAAGGCAGUGAGUUGCGUUGUCUAUCCGACCCCAGAAAAUACCCAGAGGACACCAUUUUGAAGAGGAAGUACACGUUAGGCCUUGCCCUGUGGUCUCUGCUGUGGCCCAGCUUGAUGCUGGGCGGGGGAGCUCUACUGGUGGGCCUGGUGAAGCUCAACCAGAGACUGGCACACCUCUGUACGGAGCUGGGUAAUGAAGCAGCAGGGGGUAGGCUGACAACGAUGACAAAUACCCAAGGCAAACUCUAUCAGCUCCUUAGGUGGUCUGGCUCUGGACAGCACUCGCCUAUGCAGGAUGACUCAGUGAAGUGA